UAACCAGUCUGAUCAACCCAAGACGCGUACGAUAAAAUUCUUUGCCGUCCGAGUCUCCCUUCGGACAGGAAACCUGCAAUAUCUAUCUUAACCGUCUUCGAAAUUCUCACUAUAUCUCUGGAAAUCCCUCAUCACUUCGCGGCAGAUCGAAGCCCUGGAUCGAUAUCCAGUACUUCACACCUCUAAUACUUGUUUCUUUUUUCUUCUGCUCUCCUUAACCUUCAGUUUUGAACUAAUCGAUUAGGAUUUCAACCUGAUUCGAAUCUCAUCGGGAGUCAAGAUCGGCUCGUUGAUUGUCAAUUACAGGUUAAGGAUUUGAGUGGUGAUCAGAGAUUGUUAUCUUUCUUUGGAGAAGAAAAUCUAGAUACCGGCGAACAUGUUUAGUCGGCUUUUCGGAAAGCCCAAGGAGCAGACGAAUGCUCUGGCGACGCUUGACAAGUUAAACGAGACAAUUGAAAUGCUAGAGAAAAAAGAGAAAGUUCUUCUGAAGAAAGCUGCUGCCGAAGUUGAAAAGGCUAAGGAGUUUACAAGAGCCAAGAACAAACGAGCCGCAAUACAAUGUUUGAAGAGGAAGAAGCUUUAUGAACAGCAAAUCGAGCAGCUAGGGAAUUUUCAAUUAAGAAUUCAUGAUCAGAUGAUAAUGUUAGAAGGUGCCAAAGCUACAACUGAGACCGUUGACGCUUUGAGAACUGGAGCAUCAGCAAUGAAGGCAAUGCAGAAAGCAACAAACAUUGAUGAUGUUGACAAGACUAUGGAUGAAAUCAACGAGCAGACCGAAAAUAUGAAGCAGAUUCAGGAAGCACUCUCAGCUCCUAUUGGUUCUGCAGCUGAUUUUGAUGAGGAUGAACUUGAAGCAGAACUUGAGGAAUUGGAAGGAGCUGAGUUGGAGGCAGAACUUCUUACACCAGCUACUACAGCUCCUGCAACUCCACUUCCCAAUGUUCCAUCUGGCAAGCAACCACUUCGUCCUUCUGCACAUAAGAAUACAGCGGAAGAAGAUGAGCUUGCAGCACUGCAAGCGGAAAUGGCUUUGUAAUAAGGUUAUGAGAUUGGUGAUAAUCAUAUAGGGAUGAUUUGUGCCCUGGGAAUUUAGAGAUCCUCAAGCCUUGCUCUACUGUUUUAGCUCAAAUCUAUGUUGCUUUCUUCAAUGUCUUGUUGUAGGCUGAUGCUUAGGAUUGAACUAUUCCCCAAUUAUACCAUUUGUGAUACACAAUGUAUUUAAUAUUCACUAUUGAUUGUCAUUGAUGCACAUAGGCUUUACUGUGUCAGCUUAUGUUUGGUUUAUGUGAAUUGAUGACUUUACUCCUGUUAGACCCUUUGUGGCGCAAUAUAUCUGUGUGUCGGUGUA
This is a messenger RNA of Phalaenopsis equestris, 1348 nucleotides long. RefSeq names its product vacuolar protein sorting-associated protein 32 homolog 2-like. The transcript has 7 exons. NCBI's taxonomy places the organism in Eukaryota, Viridiplantae, Streptophyta, Magnoliopsida, Asparagales, Orchidaceae. The coding region runs from base 377 to 1036 and encodes 219 amino acids. Gene Ontology annotation, cellular component: cytoplasmic side of plasma membrane; multivesicular body; ESCRT III complex. Gene Ontology annotation, biological process: vesicle budding from membrane; late endosome to vacuole transport via multivesicular body sorting pathway. The record is from RefSeq and is a predicted model, not a curated record.